CCGCAUACAGUAAAGAGCACAGCCGGGUUUAUUCUCGCGCUGUGUCCGUGUCUGGAGCGGUCUGGAGCGGGUCUCUGUGGCGCUAGGACCCGGGCGGGGUGUAGAGCUCCCGGCGGCGGCAGCGGGACUCUCUGGAUCCCGCCUGAACUUCCUCUCACUGACGUCAGCGGCCGCUCCGGACACCGCGCCGAGGAAAAUGCUGCUCUCCGUACCGCCGCGCACGGGAUUCAACCCCUACAGCGGAUACAACAGCAGAAACGGCAAAAAGCAGCAAGCCUAUGUGUCCUCCAGCCAGCAGAUGGCGCUGUCCAGUCCCAACAGUAGCAGCAGCAGUAUUGCAGGAGAACAGCUCAGCAAAACCAACCUGUACAUCCGCGGCCUUCAUCCUGGCACCACUGACCAGGACUUGGUGAAGCUCUGCCAGCCGUAUGGAAAGAUCGUGUCCACCAAGGCCAUUCUGGAUAAAACUACCAACAAAUGCAAAGGUUAUGGCUUUGUGGAUUUCGACAGUCCUGCAGCAGCACAGAAGGCCGUGACCGCGCUGAAGUCCACCGGUGUUCAAGCUCAAAUGGCCAAACAACAGGAGCAGGAUCCCACAAACCUGUACAUCUCCAAUCUGCCGGUGUCGAUGGACGAGCAGGAGCUGGAGGCCAUGCUGAAGUCUUUCGGCCAGGUGAUCUCCACACGCAUCCUGCGAGACGCUAACGGCACAAGCAGAGGAGUGGGCUUCGCAAGGAUGGAGUCCACAGAGAAAUGUGAAGCUAUUAUUCAGCAUUUUAAUGGAAAAUAUAUCAAAACCCCACCAGGAGUUCCAGUGCCUACAGAACCGCUGCUAUGCAAGUUUGCAGAUGGAGGACAAAAGAAGCGACAGAAUCAGAACAAAUACCUGCAGAACGGACGAUCCUGGACUAGAGACGCUGAUACGGGAGGAAUGACGCUCACAUACGACCCGACAGCUUUACAGAACGGGUUUUAUUCAUCGCCGUACAGCAUUGGUCCAAACCGAAUGAUCGCUCAGACGUCUCUGUCUCCAUACAUGCCUUCACAAGUUCCGUCCUACCAGAUGCACAGCCCGUCCUGGAUGCAUCAUCAGUCGUACCUCAUGCAGCCCACAGGUGCUCUUUUGACCCAGGCUCUGGAUCACCAAAUGUCCCUCCAGUCCUCGUCUAUGAUGGGGCCGUUGACCCAGCAGCUGAGUCACCUGUCCCUCGGCAGCACCGGCACGUAUAUCCCGAACGCAGCUCUGCAGGGCACCUAUAUCCCUCAGUUCACCGCAGUGCCUCCCUCUAGUGUCUCAUUAGAGGAGAACAGUGGACAGCAGCAGCAGCAGAUCACCAUCGACACAGCAGCAGAACACAACAACUACUCCUAUCAACACAGCAAAUGAAGCUACCUGUGUGCUGCGGAUGGAGGAGCCGCUGUGGACACACACACACACACACACACACACACACACACACACAACACAGACACUCAUCCUUCAUCUUGUGUUGAGGAGUCACUCAGCCCACAGCGGAGACUGAAUAACAGGAAUAAAAGCCUCAAGAGUCAGCAGGAUCAGGAGGAGGUGAGGAAACACCGCCGCGCUCAUUGUUAACGACCGAUUCUUUACUAUGGGAGGAUGAAAAAAAGAGAACGUUGAACAUGUGUCUUAUUUUUGUGUAAAAUAUGCAAGCUUUUAUUCGGAUUUGUUCUUGGGUCAGCAGCAGCGAGAGAUUCUGUGUUGUUGUACAGAUUUAAGGUGCAUUUUUGUGUUUGCGGUUUGAUAUUUUUUUGCUGAGGAAACCAUUUAAAGCCACUUCUUCACAUCACUAACAGUGAUCCGGUCACUCUAAUUCAACUCCUGCAGCAGACAAUCUUUAACUUAUUAUUUAUUGCAGAGUUUAUCUUUUCUUUUGUUUUUCGGUGCACGCCAGGACAAGUUCAUAUGAAAUAUUAGAUGCAGAAAUAGAUCAAAUAUACGAUGCUGUCCUAUCAAAGUGUGUGUAAAUAUAAUUUUUUUAUUAAAAUCUGAAUUUUUUUAGACAAACAAAACAAAUGAUAUACAGUUAAAGUCAGAAUUAUUAGCCCCCCUGAAUUAUUAGACCCCACCUAUUUUUA
Danio rerio (zebrafish) is the source of this 2100-nucleotide messenger RNA. Lineage: Eukaryota; Metazoa; Chordata; Actinopteri; Cypriniformes; Danionidae. The record is from RefSeq and is a predicted model, not a curated record.